This is a messenger RNA of Bombina bombina (fire-bellied toad), 1375 nucleotides long. It is a transcript of the gene PIGK, whose product is annotated as phosphatidylinositol glycan anchor biosynthesis class K. Gene Ontology annotation, cellular component: GPI-anchor transamidase complex. The record is from RefSeq and is a predicted model, not a curated record. The transcript is spliced from 11 exons. Gene Ontology annotation, biological process: attachment of GPI anchor to protein; protein localization to cell surface; proteolysis. Gene Ontology annotation, molecular function: GPI-anchor transamidase activity. NCBI's taxonomy places the organism in Eukaryota, Metazoa, Chordata, Amphibia, Anura, Bombinatoridae. Bases 1 to 1200 code for a protein of 399 amino acids.
AUGGGAGCAAUGGCUGCGCACAGGGAAGCAUCCUGGUUACCGGUUACUAUAUUUGUAUUAUUAGCUUGUUGUGUGCAGCUGGGUAUUAACGCUCAAGAUGUCGAGUACAAAGCAGAGCAUUUCUUUAGAAGUGGACACACAAAUAACUGGGCUGUUUUAGUUUGUACAUCAAGAUUCUGGUUCAACUAUCGACAUGUGGCAAAUACUCUGUCUGUGUACCGGAGUGUUAAAAGACUUGGCAUACCUGACAGUCACAUAGUCCUGAUGCUUGCCGAUGACAUGGCAUGCAAUGCGCGGAAUCCAAAGCCGGCAACUGUAUACAGCCACAAAAACAUGGAGCUGAAUGUCUACGGAGAUGAUGUGGAAGUUGAUUACCGAGGCUAUGAGGUUACAGUAGAAAAUUUCCUGAGAGUUUUGACUGGCAGAAUUCCCCCAAGCACUCCUCGACUGAAGCGUCUCCUCUCCGAUGAUAGGAGUAACAUUCUCAUCUACAUGACUGGUCAUGGUGGAAACGGAUUCUUAAAAUUCCAGGAUUCUGAGGAAAUCACUAAUGUAGAACUUGCAGAUGCUUUUGAGCAGAUGUGGCAGAAGCGAAGGUAUAAUGAAAUAUUAUUUAUCAUUGAUACCUGCCAAGGAGCCUCUAUGUAUGAACGUUUUUACUCCCCAAAUAUUAUGGCUCUGGCAAGUAGCCAAGUUGGAGAAGACUCUCUUUCUCAUCAACCAGAUCUUGGAAUAGGCGUUCAUCUUAUGGACCGAUACACGUUCUACCUGCUAGAGUUUUUGGAGGAAAUUCACCCUGCAAGUCAGAACAAUAUGAAUGACCUAUUUCAGGUAUGUCCCAAGAGCUUGUGCGUUUCUACCCCAGGUCACAGGACUGACCUUUUCCAGAGAGAACCCCACACCGUCCUCAUAACAGACUUCUUUGGGAGCGUGAGGAAAGUGGAACCUACUAAAAAAACAGUUUCUUUGAAAACACCCCUUGAUCAAUCAGAACAAAGAUAUUUUACUGGUGAUCCAGAUGCAACGGUAAUGGAACCCAUAACAUACGCUAAUCAGCUUCCUGUAUCAGACAUUAUACAUCAGAAACCAAAACCAAAAGAGUGGCACCCCCCUGGUGGAUUUAUCCUUGGACUAUGGGCAUUGAUUCUUCUAGUGUUCUUCAAAACAUAUGGAAUGAAGCACAUGAAACAUGUAUUUUAAUUAUCAAAACAUACAGGAGGGGCUACAAACUACUACUGAAGCAAUGAUCUCUUCUGCACUGAGAAACCAAGGAAGGCUGUUUACAUACUGCUGUUAUGUUAAAAAUAAAUCAGAAAAUCAUGUUGAGAAAUAUAUUGUGUCAUUUAGAAGCAUUAAAUGGACAGUAAAGUCAAAA